Molecule: messenger RNA, 3402 nt
Organism: Piliocolobus tephrosceles (Ugandan red Colobus)
Lineage: Eukaryota; Metazoa; Chordata; Mammalia; Primates; Cercopithecidae
Gene: TELO2
Product: telomere maintenance 2
Exons: 21
Coding region: 287-2878 (863 amino acids)
Biological process (GO): 'de novo' cotranslational protein folding
Cellular component (GO): cytosol
Molecular function (GO): telomeric repeat DNA binding; Hsp90 protein binding
Source: RefSeq, a predicted model, not a curated record
AGGCGCAGAUGCGCCCUGCCGCUCGGUGUAGUCCGCAGAUUCGUGCUGCGAGGCCCGCAGGGACCCGCCCCAGAGGCUCAAAAAAAGCCGCGGCAGCUUCGCCCGGACCCAGGAACUCGUGCUCAGGGCCAACCGACUGGGCCGCGAUCGCGUUUCGUCCGGGGCCGCGGCGGCCGUGGGGAAUCGGCGGCGGCGAAUCGGUGGCGCGCGGGGCCUGAGCGCGCUGCAGUCACCCGGGAGCCGGGUCCAGGUUGCCUUCCCGUGACGCCCAGGUCUGUCCUGCAGGAUGGAGCCAGCACCCUCAGGGGUCCGACUGGCUGUCCGGGAAGCCAUUCAGACCCUCUCAUCUUCGGAGGAUGGCGGCCGCAUCUUCUGCACCCUGGAGUCCCUGAAGCGGUAUCUCAGUGAGAUGGAGCCUCCGGCGCUCCCGAGGGAGAAGGAGGAGUUUGCCUCGGCCCACUUCUCGCCUGUCCUCAGAUGUCUUGUCAGCAGGCUGAGCCCAGCCUGGCUGGAGCUGCUGCCCGACGGCCGCCUGGAGGAGCUGUGGGCCAGCUUCUUCCUGGAGGGCCCUGCGGACCAAGCCUUCCUGGUGCUGAUGGAGACCAUCGAGGGCACUGCCGGCCCCAGCUUCCGGCUGAUGAAGAUGGCGCGGCUGCUGGCCAGGUUCCUGCAUGAGGGCCGACUGGCAGUGCUGAUGGAGGUGCAGUGUCAGCAGCAGACGCAGCCCGGCUUCCCCCUGCUCCGGGAGACGCUGCUGGGCAAGGUGGUGGCCCUGCCUGAUCACCUGGGCAACCGCCUGCAGCAGGAGAACUUGGCCGAGUUCUUCCCCCAGAACUACUUCCGCCUGCUCGGCGAGGAGGUCGUCCGGGUGCUGCAAGCGGUUGCAGACUCUCUCCAAGGUGGCCUGGAUUCCUCCGUGUCCUUCGUGGCUCAGGUCCUCGGGAAAGCCUGCGUCCACGGGAGGCAGCAGGAGAUGCUGGGCGUGCUGGUGCCCCGGCUGGCAGCGCUCACCCAGGGCAGCUACCUGCACCAGCGCGUCUGCUGGCGCCUGGUGGAGCAAGUUCCGGACCGGGCCAUGGAGGCGGUGCUGACCGGGCUGGUGGAGGCCGCGCCGGGGCCUGAGGUCCUGUCGCGACUGCUGGGGAACCUGGUGGUGAAGAACAAGAAGGCCCAGUUUGUGAUGACCCGGAAGCUUCUGUUCUUACAGUCCCGGCUCACGACGCCCAUGCUGCAGAGCCUGCUGGGCUAUCUGGCCAGGGACAGCCAGCGGCGCCCACUCUUGCUGCAGGUACGAGCCUCUUGGCUCUCCGUCCCCUCGAGGCCCUGGGAGAAGAGCUGUGCGGGGCCCACCUUGGGGGCAGGCAGGGUGCUGAAGGAGCUGUUGGAGACGUGGGGCAGCAGCAGUGCCAUCCGCCACAGUCCCCUGCCGCAGCAGCGCCAUGUCAGCAAGGCCGUCCUCAUCUGCCUGGCGCACCUCAGGGAGCCGGAGCUGCGGGACAGCCGGGAUGAACUGCUGGCCAGCAUGAUGGCGGGCGUGAAGUGCCGCCUGGACAGCAGCCUGCCCCCCGUGCGCUGCCUGGGCAUGGUCGUGGCCGAGGUCGUUAGUGCCCGGAUCCACCCCGAGGGGCCUCCCCUAAAAUUCCAGUACGAAGAGGAUGAACUGAGCCUCGAGCUGCUGGCCUUGGCCUCCCCCCAGCCUGCGGGUGACGGCGCCUCGGAGGCGGGCACUCCCCUCGCUCCAGCCACGGCAGAGCCCCCCGCAGAGACCCCCCCAGAGAUGGUGGACGGCGGCGUCCCCCAAGCACAGCUGGCAGGCUCUGACUCGGAGCUGGACAGCGAUGAUGAGUUUGUGCCCUAUGACAUGUCGGGGGACAGAGAGCUGAAGAGCAGCAAGGCUCCUGCCUAUGUCCGGGACUGCGUGGAAGCCCUGACCACAUCUGAGGACGUAGAGCGCUGGGAGGUGGCCCUGCGGGCCCUUGAGGGCCUGGUCUACAGGAGCCCCACAGCCACUCGGGAGGUGAGCGUGGAGCUGGCCAAGGUGCUUCUGCAUCUGGAGGAGAAGACCUGUGUGGUGGGAUUUGCAGGGCUGCGCCAGAGAGCCCUGGUGGCUGUUACGGUCACAGACCCAGCCCGGGUGGCUGACUAUCUGACCUCGCAGUUCUAUGCCCUCAACUACAGCCUCCGGCAGCGCAUGGACAUCCUGGACGUGCUGACUCUGGCUGCCCAGGAGCUGUCUAGGCCUGGGUGCCUCGGGAGUGCUCCCCAGCCUGGCUCCCCGAGUCCCAACACCCAGUGCCUGCCAGCGGCAGCCGCCCCUCAACCUGGCAGCGCCGUGACAUCCGACUGGCGGGUGGUGGUGGAGGAGCGGAUCAGAAGCAAGACCCGGCGGCUCUCCAAGGGUGGCCCGAGGCAGGGCCCAGCAGGUGGCCCCAGCAGAUUCAGCUCCGUGGCCGGCCACUUCUUCUUCCCCCUCCUUCAGCACUUUGACAGGCCUGUGGUGACCUUCGACCUCUUGGGAGAUGACCAGCUGGUUCUCGGAAGGCUGACGCACACGUUAGGGGCCCUGAUGUACCUGGCUGUUAACACCACGGUGGCUGUGGCCAUGGGCAAGGCCCUGCUGGAAUUCGUGUGGGCCCUUCGCUUCCACGUCGACGCCUAUGUGCGCCAGGGGCUGCUGUCGGCUGUCUCCUCCGUCCUGCUCAGCGUGCCUGCCGCGCGCCUGCUGGAGGACCUGCUGGACGAGCUGCUGGAAGCCCAGUCCUGGCUGGCAGACGUGGCCGAGAAAGAUCCGGAUGAGGACUGCAGGACGCUGGCACUGAGGGCCCUGUUGCUUCUGCAGAGACUCAAGAACAGGCUUCUCCCACCCGCAUCUCCCUAGUCCCUGGAGGCCUCCCCAGGACCACCCCCGCCGGCAGCAAGGAAGGUGGCUGAGCAGCGACCUGGAGCAGCGGAGCCAGGCUUUGUAGCGAGGUCAGGUCGGCGGCAGCAUCCGGUACGGAGAGUGCAGAUGCAGGAAGGCCUGGCUUGCCGCUAUUUAUAGUGCAGCAAGUCUGCUAAAAAUACACUGGGCCUGGGCACUGCCCGCCGGGACAUGGCAGCCUGGACGUGGGGCUGUGGCCAGGGCCGUGGGCGCUGCUGGUGGGGUUGACUCCUCCAGUGAGGGCAGAACCAGGCUGGCAGGAGGGGAGGACGGUGUACCUGCUGCUCAGAGCCCCCAAGGCACUCCUGUGAGCGCCACCAAGCAGGACAGAGCAGUUCUUGUCCCAGGUCCCUCAGGCUGAGCGCCGUGUCACCAGGAGAAUCGUGCUCACGGCCCAGGCAGGGCGUGUGGCUCCUGGAUGGGCUUGUGGGGUGGGUGGACAGGACACAGGCUCCCAGAAAAUAAACUACUUUAUUGGAAUU